UUUACCGCCAAAAACUAAAAAAGUUUAGGAACGUUCAGUUGAUUAAUUUUCUCAUUCCUUAAUUCAAGUCUGAAAAGUUUUUUCUUAAAAAUAAAAGUCAAAAUUCAGUUUGGAAUAAAAAUAAAGGUGAAAGAUUUUUAAGAAAGAGCAGUAUAAAUAUUGGAGUUCUGAAAAAUGGCUAGAAGAGAUUAUAUCCAAGACAAAGAGGCUAUAAAAAAUUUUUUGCAAGAAUUUUGUGAAAGUGAUGAUGAUGGUAGAAAAAUAUUCAAAUAUGCAGCACAAUUAGCACGUUUAGCACAUCGUGACCAAAUUCUAAUGACAAUAGAUUUGGACGAUGUUGCUGAUGUAAAUGAGUCUUUGAGUGACGCUAUUGUAAACAACACAAGACGUUAUUUAUCAAUAUUUUCAGAAGUAAUAAUGGAAUUAAUCCCGAGUUACAAAGAAAGAGACAACGUUGCAAAAGAUGCUCUUGAUAUAUAUAUUGAGCAUCGAUUAUUAAUGGAGUCUAGGACGAGAAACCCAAUGGAGCAAAGAGAUGAAAGAAAUCGUUUUCCACCAGAAUUAAUGAAACGGUUUGAAGUUAGUUUCAAACCCAGAUCUAUCGAAAAACCAUUAUCUAUCCGGCAAAUUAAAGCAGAGCACAUUGGAAAGUUAGUAACAGUGAGAGGCAUCGUAACUAGAUGCACUGAAGUAAAACCAAUGAUGAUAGUUGCUACAUACACUUGCGACCGCUGUGGUGCCGAAACAUAUCAGCCAGUAAAUUCAAUGACAUUUAUGCCCAUUACAGAUUGUAUUUCGGAUGAUUGUCGGGUAAACAAAGCCGGAGGAAGAUUAUAUUUGCAAACUAGGGGAUCAAAAUUUUUAAAAUUUCAAGAAUUAAAAAUACAAGAACACAGCGAUCAGGUACCUGUAGGACACAUUCCUCGUACAUUAACUAUAUUUUGCCGUGGGGAAGUGACAAGAAUGGGUCAGCCUGGAGAUCAUGUAUGUGUUUCUGGAAUUUUCUUACCCCUCAUGAGAACUGGUUUCAGACAAUUAGUAUCUGGACUUUUAUCAGAAACUUUUAUUGAUGCUCAUCGUAUCAUUUGUAUCAACAAAAGUGAUGAAAUUGAUGAAAAAAAUUCUGAAUUAACACCACAAGAAUUAGUCGAUUUGGCACAGGAAGAUUUUUACGAAAGAUUGGCUUGCAGUUUAGCCCCAGAAAUAUAUGGUCACAUUGAUGUUAAAAAGGCUUUGCUCUUGUUACUUGUAGGGGGCGUUGAUAAACGGCCAGAUGGGAUGAAAAUUAGGGGCAACAUAAACAUAUGUUUAAUGGGGGAUCCUGGUGUUGCGAAGUCUCAAUUGUUGAGCUAUAUAAGCAGACUUGCUUUGCGUAGUCAAUAUACUACUGGUCGUGGUUCUUCUGGCGUUGGUUUGACUGCUGCUGUAAUGAAAGAUCCUCUUACUGGUGAAACAAUAUUAGAAGGUGGUGCUUUAGUACUCGCUGAUCAAGGUGUAUGUUGCAUUGACGAGUUUGACAAAAUGGCGGAAACAGAUCGUACCGCGAUUCAUGAAGUUAUGGAACAACAAACAAUUUCCAUUGCUAAAGCUGGAAUCAUGACCACUUUAAAUGCCCGAGUAUCAAUUUUAGCUGCAGCGAAUCCAGCGUUUGGUAGAUAUAAUGCUCGCCGUACAAUUGAACAAAAUAUUCAACUUCCAGCUGCAUUGUUAUCUCGUUUUGAUUUGUUAUGGUUAAUACAGGAUAAACCAGAUCGUGACAACGAUUUACGACUUGCUAAGCAUAUCACAUUUGUUCAUAGUCAUGGAAAACAACCGCCAAGUCGUAUCAAAUCUUUAGAUAUGGGCUUAAUGAGGCGUUAUUUAGCAUUAUGUAAGCGAAUAAAUCCAGUAAUACCAAUAGAAUUAACUGAUUAUAUUGUAAACGCGUAUGUUGAAUUAAGGCGCGAAGCAAGAAAUAAUAAGGAUAUGACAUUCACUUCAGCCAGAAAUUUACUGGGAAUAUUGCGUUUGUCAACAGCUUUGGCUAGACUUCGUUUGGCAGAAAAAGUUGAAAAAGAUGAUGUCACAGAAGCACUCAGAUUACUUGCUAUGUCAAAAGAUUCUUUAAAUCAAAUACAUGAGUAUCAAAGAGGUCACAUUCCAAAUACAUCAGACAAAAUUUUUGCUUUAAUUCGAGAAUUAGCUGGAUCAAGUAAAACAGUUAAAAUUAGUGAUGUUAUGGAAAGAUGCACGACAAAGGGAUACAAACCAGAUCAAGUCGAUAAAUGUAUUGAAGAUUAUGAAGAAUUGAAUGUUUGGCAAGUUAAUCAAGCGAGAACUAAAAUAACUUUUAUUUAAACUACGUAUGUAUCGGAAUUUUAAACUUUAUUUUAUAUUUUCUUUGUGUGAAAAAAUAAUUUUGUUCUUUUCUAUUUUAAAUAAAUCAAUGGAAAAUA
This is a messenger RNA of Condylostylus longicornis, 2435 nucleotides long. RefSeq names its product DNA replication licensing factor Mcm7 (gene Mcm7). The coding region runs from base 175 to 2337 and encodes 720 amino acids. The transcript is spliced from 2 exons. The record is from RefSeq and is a predicted model, not a curated record. Lineage: Eukaryota; Metazoa; Arthropoda; Insecta; Diptera; Dolichopodidae. Gene Ontology annotation, cellular component: MCM complex; nucleus. Gene Ontology annotation, biological process: double-strand break repair via break-induced replication; DNA replication; DNA replication initiation. Gene Ontology annotation, molecular function: ATP hydrolysis activity; single-stranded DNA binding; single-stranded DNA helicase activity.